UAAUUUCAUUUCUAAUUAGUGACUCGCGCGGUGAUCACUGCAACGUGUUACCAAAAAUAAAAGUGAAUGUGCAAUUCGCUAGUGUUCCCCUCGCGGAAAUUUUUUUUGUGAAGCUGACCCCUGAUCAAUCGGUUCAGCACCUGCAUAAAUGCAUCACGGAAUUUUCCGCGGUGAAAGAUGACAGAAUCUAAGCCGAUUGCAACUGAGAGCUUUGAUCUAUCUGAUGAAUCGCGUGAUGUUCGUCCACCAGCACAUUAUCGGUACAAACUGCCUACGGAGGAUGAAGAACGACUUGAACGGUUAUUCCGUGAGUUAGACAUAUCCAACGAUGGCAGGAUCGAUGUCAAAGACUUGACUCAGGGUUUGCAGAGAAAAGGCAUCAUAUUGAGGCCCUCUGACGCAAUGGACAUGGUGAAGCAGGGCGAUUUGAAUGCUUCCGGGGACAUGGACUUUGCGGAAUUCAUCCACUAUAUGGUGGAGCACGAGAAGCGACUGCGGUUGGUCUUUUCAACUUUGGACGUGAACCAGGACGGCAGACUUGACAAAGGCGAAAUCAUGGCAUCUUUUAAGGAUCUCGGCAUUUCAUUGACGGAAAACGAAUGUGCAAACUUGCUCGGCAGGAUUGACAAGGACGGAAGUCUGGACAUUUCUUUCGAAGAGUGGCGCGAAUUUUUGUACUUCCAUCCUAGCGGUGAUUUAAAAUCCAUUCUUGCCUAUUGGAAGCAUCCACCUGAACUCCCGUCGUGGGUCAUCGGAAACUAUUCACGAGUCUUCAACCUCCCUGUUCUUCCCCCUCAUCCCCGACAGGUUCUCGACAUAGGUGAAGCAAUUGAUGUGCCGGAAGAUUUUAGCGAGAGCGAGCUGAGAAGCGGGCUGUGGUGGCGGCAUUUGGUGGCUGGCGCGAUCGCGGGGGCGGUGUCGCGCACGUCGACGGCGCCGCUGGACCGCCUCAAGGUAUUCCUCCAGGUGCACGGCCUGAAGCAGUUCGGCAACUUGAAUGGCUGCCUCAAUCACAUGCUGUCCGAGGGCGGCAUCGGCAGCCUCUGGCGUGGCAACGGCAUCAACGUGCUCAAGAUUGCCCCCGAGUCGGCGCUCAAGUUCAUGGCCUACGAGCAGAUGAAGCGGUUUAUUCGCGGCGACGUGCCCAGAGAGAUUAUGGUGCGCGAACGAUUCCUGGCGGGGUCCUUUGCAGGCGCCUUUUCCCAGUCUGUCAUUUAUCCCAUGGAGGUGCUCAAGACGAGAUUGGCUCUUCGCAAAACGGGUGAAUUCAAAGGAAUUUUGGAUGCGGCGAAGAAGAUCUACGACGUGGAAGGAUUUCGCGGAUUUUAUCGGGGAUAUGUUCCGAACCUCGUGGGCAUCAUUCCUUACGCAGGCAUUGAACUGGCAGUUUACGAGACGCUCAAACAACAAUUCAUAUCGAAGCAGAAUGGGGAGCCCAGUGUUUUCGUCGCUUUGUUUUGUGCGACAACCAGCAGCACGUGUGGGCAGAUUUGUGCCUAUCCAUUGGCUUUGGUGCGAACAAAACUUCAAGCUCAAGUCGUUGAGCGAAGUCAGAGGUGUUCUAAGGCUGUGCAAAUCACCGUGCCUUCAGGACCCGGCGGAGCGGGCGCGUCGACGGCAGCAGCAGCAACGGCGACGGCGCAUCCGUCGUCGGCGACGGAGAUGAUACGGAGCAUCCUGCGGACCGAGGGCUGGACGGGACUCUAUCGCGGACUCCUGCCCAACUUCAUGAAGGUCAUCCCCGCUGUGUCCAUCAGCUAUGCACAGAAACGGAAGCAUUUUAGUAGUAAUUCUAAUGCCCGAGGAGACAUUUUCCUGCUACUCGGUGACGAAAACUGUAUCAGCAUCAGUUGA
This is a messenger RNA of Notodromas monacha, 1854 nucleotides long. NCBI's taxonomy places the organism in Eukaryota, Metazoa, Arthropoda, Ostracoda, Podocopida, Cyprididae. The record is from the annotation of a GenBank genome assembly.